Molecule: messenger RNA, 1280 nt
Organism: Zerene cesonia (dogface butterfly)
Lineage: Eukaryota; Metazoa; Arthropoda; Insecta; Lepidoptera; Pieridae
Gene: Maf1
Product: repressor of RNA polymerase III transcription MAF1 homolog
Exons: 4
Coding region: 514-1179 (221 amino acids)
Biological process (GO): negative regulation of transcription by RNA polymerase III
Cellular component (GO): nucleus
Molecular function (GO): RNA polymerase III core binding
Source: RefSeq, a predicted model, not a curated record
AUAAUCUCUGGUUUUGAUAUAACAUUUAUUUGUCUCUUCAGCUCGGAAAAUUGUUUUAAUAUCACAGGGUUUUUUGUAGAUUUACUGAAGUGUUACUUCCAAUUAAAUAGUUAUUUUGUUUAAGUGCUUCAAAGCGGUUCUUACGAUGUAUGAUAUGGAUUCUGACGUCUAAUAUUACACAGUGAUUAGUGUUGUGUCGAUUACUGAAUAGGACAACAAGUGACGCGCCAUUGUGUACACAUACGCUAUUUACGAAAACUAAACAUUUUGGUAACAACCUUAGCUGCACAAAAACCUCAAUUUUUACUCUUAUUUGUGAUGUACCCGCAUUCCAUCAGCGCGGAAGAAGAACAGAAGACGAAUUUGAUUCCGAGUGUAAAUCUUCUCCAUUCAAAAAGAAAAGGAAUAUUCAUACACCCCUCUGCUAUGUACAGAAGUAGUGCACCUUGCGCAAAUAUUACGUUUACGACAAGAAGUUUGUGUGGGUAAAGAGACUAAACCAGAGAAUCAAAUAUGAAACUCUUGCAAAGUGGUCGCCUGGAGGCACUGAGUAGUGCACUGUCCAUCUUGAAUGGGGACAGCGCUGUGCAGGGCCGUGUAGAAAGUUACAGCUGUAAAAUGGCUGGUGGUGAGAAGGCUUUCUACAAAAGGUUUACUGCAGCGGGUGAGACAACUCACAACCUCCAGGCUCUAUCACCACCAGAAAGUGUUACAUACAGUCGAAGCCUUUCUGGGGAUGAAGAGGGAGUCCUGUGUGAUACUAUAUCACGAAAAACCUUAUUUUACUUGAUUGCUACACUGAAUGCUGCCUUUCCAGAUUAUGAUUUUUCAUUGGCAAAGAGUUGUGAAUUCAGUGCUGAGCCAUCAUUGACAUGGGUGCAAAGUGCUGUGGAUGCAGCUCUUUCUGCAGUUGGUGGACUCCGCUGGAGACAGCUAAAGCCUGCUUUGUGGGCUGCUAUUGAUGAGGAGGUCCAGCUAGCAGACUGCAGAAUAUAUAGCUACAAUCCGGACUUGGCCAGUGACCCAUUUGGAGAGCCUGGAUGUUUGUGGACCUUCAAUUUUUUCUUUUACAAUGUAAAACUGAAAAGAAUUGUUUUCUUCACCUGUAGGGCAAUGAGCCCUGUUUGUGCUGAUUCUGGUGUUGAUUUUGCUAUGGAUGAAGAUGAAGAAUAUAAUUAAAAAUAAAAUUUGCAGACUACCUUGUGAUUUUUAAAACUAAAUUCUUAUUUUUCAUUUUAUUAAUUCUAAUUUAUACUAUUUCUCCUUAUUGUUUAAAUAUC